Molecule: messenger RNA, 3660 nt
Organism: Polychytrium aggregatum
Lineage: Eukaryota; Fungi; Chytridiomycota; Chytridiomycetes; Polychytriales
Product: timeless protein-domain-containing protein
Exons: 25
Coding region: 1-3660 (1219 amino acids)
Biological process (GO): replication fork arrest; DNA repair; DNA replication checkpoint signaling
Cellular component (GO): replication fork protection complex
Molecular function (GO): DNA binding
Source: RefSeq, a predicted model, not a curated record
AUGGACCUGUCCGAUCUGUUUCCGGAGGACUACCUGCCCGAAGAUCCGCUGCUCGAGAACAGAGUGCUAUCGGUAUGCUCGGCUCUUGGCGGCUUUGAAGACACCGACGCCGGAAAGGUCUACCGACCCGGAGAUGAGGCCUUGGAGUGCCUUCGAGAUCUCAAGCGAUACCUGCGACGAGACGAAUUGGCGAAGCGGCGAGUGGUUGCAACGGCACUCGGGCGCUGGCAGAUUCUCAAGACAGACUUGAUACCGCUCCUGCUGAUCGACAAGCCGAAUGAAAGCAAGGUCAACAUGGCGAUUGUCGAAAUAUUGGUACCCAUCACCUGGCCCUUGGAAUCUGAAGAUAUCGCCGACGCUCCGCUGCAAGUCAGCAUUCUGAAAACCUACAAGGAGGCACUCGCUGAUGUAUCUGUACUUUCGAAGAUCCUGAGCGAGUUGGUGAUGCUGCUCAGCACGAAUGUGCGAGAACGUAGCGAGCGAGAUCAGGCCAAGAUCCGCCUUGUGCUGCUCCUGAUCCGGAACAUCGUCGCUAUCAAGGACUACCAUGUGGGCAUCACCGCCUCAACGGAAAUCCAUCUAAGAUCCAAUGUCCAGGAACGCAUGCUCAUGGCCCUCCGCGAAAGUCGCAUCAUGGACUUUCUGGUCUCGAUGGCCGGAUCUUCGAACGAGCCCGAGUUUGUUCAAUGGAAUACACUCCUGCUCGAAAUUUUUUUCCAUAUCUUUCUCGAGCGCAGUCCCGACGACAUUCUUCGCUCAAGCGACCUUCCCGAGGCCGCAGAUGCCCCCCAAGGUGGAAUGGCAAGCCAACAGGCGUUGCCAGCCCCCAAACCACCGAGCAUCCUUGCGGAUUUGGCCAGGAAGGAGGACGAAGAGCGAAAGCUGCAAGAGCGGCAGCUCAAGGCCUCGGGAUUCCGUUCCCGCUUUGCCGGAACAGUCACAAUCAACUCAUCGGAUGGAAAGCGUAUCAAUAUUCACAACGUCUCUCAAGCCAUCACGUCGAUCGGCGAUGCACUCGAUGCUGGAAAGAAGGAAAAGAGAAGGGUGUCCAAACGCAGGUACCAAGUACCGCAGGAUGAGUACAACCGAAUUCGGCCGAUUCACAGUCAGGAAGCGCGAACAAUCUAUCGAGAUCUCGCUCAAGCAUUCCUCGAGAGCGGAUUCAACUUUCUCGUCAUGUCGGUCAAGAGAGAAAUGGACAUGGAGCGAAAGAAGAUCCAGACGGAAGAUUACCCACGCUUGAUUUGGAUCUGCUCCUUCUUUCUACGCACGAUCAGCGGCCUGAUGCAGCAAAAAGAACGGCCCGGCGAUAACGGCUCGCUCACCAUCGAUUUUGACAUGGUCUCGUCCAUGGUCAACGUGCGUGGGCUGAUGUUUCUUUUUCGAUAUAUCAAUCAGUAUCAAGAAGACAAGAAAUGGACCGAAGUUAGUGUAUGCUUGGGCUGUCUCCGGAGUAUGUUCCAAGUGCUCGAUCUUAUGGCAAACAGCGAGAACAGCGAGUAUCGGGAAGCAUCCGAAGUGAUCCAAAACAACCUUUACUACGAAGAAUCGACAAUCGACCUGAUCAUCGCGAUGGUGAAAACCUACAAGGUUCAGAACGUUGGAUUCUUGCAGAAUCUUAUCGAAACGGUUCACAUGUUGCUAAAGCUGAUGGAGCGCUAUUCAAAGUCAAACAUCCUUCUGAUGAAAAAGAAGCGUCGGCAAAAGAAGCCAACCGAAAAUCCGCCCCCGGAGCGGCGUGACGACUCGGGCUCAGGCGAAGACGGCUCAGAGAACGAAGACCGACCCCGUUCUGAUGAAACGGCUUUCGCGAACGAAAAUGUGCUCUUUACAUACUUUGACCUGCUCUCUCACUACGAAGACCUUGAUUCCAAGUACAUCCACAUGUUGACAUCGAUGUUCCAUCGUAUUUUCGUCAAGUGCAAGGCAGAGGCCAUCUUUUACAAGCUUUCGAGGAUGAAUCUUUUCUACCAUAUUAUGAACGAGCGCGCCAGCCUUCCCAACACCAAAUUUCAUCGUGAGCUGCUCCAGUUCAUCCAAUAUUGUAUCGGUCGCUUCAUGAAGCGAUUCCGAGAAUAUCCUAUGCUUUGUGUCGAGAUGCUCUUCAGUAAGAACAAGACGGACUGCCGGCGGAUCGAGUACGGCGAAUAUGACGAAGACACGAUUACGGUGAACAGCGCAGAUGUCAUCAACGGCAACGACGAGAUCGAAGUUCUUCCGGGUCUGACGCCCAGCCAACAAAUCGGCGUUGCUGUGGGCCUAUUGGCUGAGAAGCAUCUGGCGGAUCUGCAGUGGCUGAUGGAGGUCAUGAAGGUCUCGGUGUCGUUGCGGAGAGAAAGCGCAAUUAAUCGCGUAAUCGAAGAUCAGGAACAGCACGAAGAUAUCGACCAACGGUAUCUGGAGCUCAUGCAGGGCCUUGAAGCGGUACAGGAGAUCCCUGUUGACUUUGAAAUUGAUGCUCCGAACGAGGCCAAGGAAAAUCUCCUGCUCUGUAACCAAGUCUUCCGUAUGCUUCUCCGCCUGCUGAAGUUCGAGCUUCGAAUCACUGAAGGAGAACGCCAGCAAUGGAUUAUCCCAGCAUCCCUUGAAACAAGCACAAUUGAAUCCGACCGUCGGCUUAUCCAACAGUUUAUUGACGAUCCACUGGAUGAGGAUGGCCGGCCACUCUCCGAGUUGGUGCGGAAGGUGAAGUCCAAGAAGCGCAAGAUCCGCGCACCAUCGGAGCGGAAGCGAUCCCACAAGGACCUCGAGGCCGACAAACCCAAAUUAUCGGAUCAGUUCAUUGUGGACUCGGACGAAGAUGAAGAGCAGGACACGGUCUUCUUUGAGCGGGAGGAGAUACUCCGACAGCAGACAGCCCAAGAACAUGAGCGCCUCUCUCGUCCCCGCGAUGACGAGUCGCUUAUCAUGAGCAAGCUCCAUACCAACAAGAGAGCCGCUGAGCCAGUCGUCGAAGAGCAGCCGCAAGCCGUACGACGCGAGUCGAAUGCGUCGGCAAGCUCUUCAUCGAUCUUCAGCUCCGACAGCUCCUCGGAUGAGAACCAGCUGCCGACGUCCGCCAGCAAACGUGGCAGCGCCUCCAGCCGCCCGGACAAUGGUGGUUCUCAGACAAAGAACUCGAUGAUGGUCGAAAGUGAUGAUGAUGAUGACGAUGACGAUGAACAAGAGUUCAACCAACUGCUGGCCCGUGGCCGUGCUGCUCUUCGCCGCAAUGCAGUUCCUCGCGGAACGCCUCGAGCAAGGGAUCGCAGCAACACCAGCAACAUCAACAACACCAGCAACACCAGCAGUGUCCAUGCAAUCGCUGUAUCAGAGAGUUCGCGCGGACCUGCUGGCGCAAUAUCAGCGCCACUCGACAAAUCGAAUGCCUUGGCGGACUUUAGCGAUAUUCUCAACGAGAAGGAGAACGACGAUGACGAAGAUUUGUUCAAUUCCCGCAAAAUUCUGAGACGCCGGACCUAUACGAUCAAGCCCGAUGCCGUUAUACCGCAUGCUGCCGAUGGCGAUUUGUCUGGCGAGAAGAGCGCGCUCCCCGUCAGCCCGGGUGAUAACCAGCGCUCUGACGACGAAAGACCGCUGAAGCGACCUCUGCUGAUGAUCAACGACAGCGACGAAGACAUGGACGACGACGACGACGACGACGACGACGACUAUGAGUGA